Molecule: messenger RNA, 468 nt
Organism: Lodderomyces jiufengensis
Lineage: Eukaryota; Fungi; Ascomycota; Pichiomycetes; Serinales; Debaryomycetaceae
Product: 40S ribosomal protein uS17
Exons: 2
Coding region: 1-468 (155 amino acids)
Biological process (GO): translation
Cellular component (GO): cytosolic small ribosomal subunit; ribosome
Molecular function (GO): structural constituent of ribosome
Source: RefSeq, a predicted model, not a curated record
AUGGCAACCGAAUUAACUGUUCAAUCAGAAAGAGCUUUCCAAAAGCAACCACAUAUCUUCACUAAUCCAAAAGCUAAAGCCAACAGAAAAACCAAAAGAUGGUAUAAAGAUGUUGGUUUAGGAUUCAAAACCCCAAAAGCCGCCAUUGAAGGUUCAUAUAUUGAUAAAAAAUGUCCUUUUGUAGGUACUGUAUCAAUUAGAGGUAAAAUUUUAACUGGUACUGUUGUUUCAACUAAAAUGCAUAGAACUAUUAUCAUUAGAAGAGAUUAUUUACAUUAUGUUCCAAAAUAUAACAGAUAUGAAAAAAGACAUAAAAAUGUUGCUGCUCAUAUUUCACCAGCUUUCAGAGUUCAAGAAGGUGAUGUAGUUACUGUUGGUCAAUGUAGACCAAUUUCAAAAACUGUUAGAUUUAAUGUUUUAAAAGUUGCUGCAACUGCUUCAAAAUCAAAAGGUUUCUCCAAAUUUUAA